Messenger RNA from Rhizopus microsporus ATCC 52813, 1668 nucleotides. Its product is annotated as WD40 repeat-like protein. The record is from RefSeq and is a predicted model, not a curated record. The transcript has 3 exons. Gene Ontology annotation, molecular function: ubiquitin binding. Lineage: Eukaryota; Fungi; Mucoromycota; Mucoromycetes; Mucorales; Rhizopodaceae. Gene Ontology annotation, cellular component: nucleus; cytoplasm. Gene Ontology annotation, biological process: ubiquitin recycling; proteasome-mediated ubiquitin-dependent protein catabolic process. Bases 1 to 1668 code for a protein of 555 amino acids.
AUGAAUGGCAAACCAUGUACAUUUGAAGAAAUCAAUACAUUGUCAACAAGAAAAAGAACAGCUUCUGUUUGGGAAGAAGAAGACAAUGAAAAAAGUUGUAAACGUACUGAGCUAAUUAAUCAAGUCGAUAAUGACGAGGAUGAGGACCAAGAUAUCUAUGCUGACGACAUCAUACCCGAAAGUCCCAACUCUGCACUACCUUCACCCAUCUCGGAUAUAGAGCAAGAUUGGCCUGUAGAAACAAUGGAAGACACAUUUGAUGCUUUACCCGAGCAAAUACAGACUUAUGCCCUUUUUCAACUAUUGAAAAGAUCUCAUCGAAAUACACUCAAAGUGGUAAGGGACAGUAUUCUCGAUUGUACUCGGAAAGAUAUUCUCUUGUCGGUGCCUAUCAAGAUUGCACAUCUCAUACUUUCCUUUCUCGAUAUACCUUCACUCUGUCGGGCCUCUGGCGUGAGCCAUGGAUGGAGAGAGCUCAUUGAUAAUUCAACAGAGACCUGGCGAUUGAAAAUGAUCGAGAACAACUUUACUCCGUCUCUAAAAGAGGAAUAUUGUAUCCUUCACUCUGUCACCAACCCUUACAAGGCCAUCGUCCGUCGACAUACGAUCAUGCGACGUAACUGGACACAGAAUAAACACCGCAAGCUGCUACUACAGGGCCAUGAAGGUCGUCUGAUUACUUGCUUGCAAUUCGACGAUGAAAAGAUCAUUACUGGAUUUGCCGACAGCCACAGAAUUCAUUUGUACGACAUCAACACGGGCCAACUAAAAAAUGUUAUGGAGGGGCAUGAAGGCGAUGUUUGGGCAUUAGAGUACGUCGGCAACACACUUGUUACAGGAUCCAUUGACCGCACUGUACGUGUGUGGGACAUCAAGCGGGGCCUCUGUCGCUUUGUCCUUCGCGGACAUACCAGUACCGUUCGCUGUCUAAAGAUUGUUAUGCCUACCAUGAUAGACAAUCGGCUACAACCAAGUGAGCCACUCAUCAUCAGCGGCUCCAGAGAUAUGACCAUCCGUGUUUGGAAAUUACCCAACUUGAACGAUCUACCUCUUCCUCUUUUUGAUGCAGUCGAAGAUGACUUUAUCUCGAGGAGGUAUUUAAAAUAUACUCUAAAAGAACAUGAAAACGCUGUACGAGAUAUCGCUGUUCACGGUAAUACAUUAGUCAGUGGCGGCUACGAUUAUAUGGUCAUUGUCUGGGAUCUAGUCACAGGUCGAUCAAAGCAUAUACUCAAAGGACACACAAUGAAAGUUUAUUGUGUGGCUAUCGAUCCUAAACGAAAGCACUGUAUUAGCGGAAGUAUGGACUUUACAGUAAGAAUAUGGGGAUUAGACGAUGGAGAGUGUAAAUUUGUGCUACAAGGCCACGCUGUCUUGGUCGGACUGAUCGGUUUAGUGGACGAUUGCUUAGUCAGUGCUGCCGCUGAUCACACCCUCAGGACGUGGGACCCUGCCACAGGUGAUCGUCGCCGUAUCUUUGCCGGUCACCGAGGGCCGAUCACCGCAUUUCAACAUGACCAGUACAAAAUCAUAUCAGGGUCAGAAGGUGCCGUCAAGAUGUGGAAUACACAGACAGGCGAACUCAUGCAUGAUUUAAUACAAGACGUGCAAAGUGUUUGGCGCAUCUCAUUUAACGAAAGAAGAUGUAUUGCUGCUGUCAAAAAGUAA